AUGAGUGCAUACGGCGGAUACUCGACCACGUCCUACGGCGCCGCGGGGGGUGAAGAUGGCGGCGGUUUCUUCGGGGGGUCGCAAUUCGGCGGCAGUCAAGGAGCAAAAGCCGUAAACGAAGAGUCCCUGCGCCCCGUAACAAUCAAGCAGAUCAUCGACGCGGAGCCCGCCUACGCCGGCGAGGCGUCGUUCCGGAUCGACGGCCUGGACGUCAAGCAGGUGACGUUCGUGGGCAUGGUGCGAUCCAUCAGCCCGCAGACGACCAACAUCACGUACCGGCUGGACGACGGCACGGGCAUCAUCGAGGUGAAGCAGUGGCUCGACGCCGACAAGCAGGAGGAGUCGCGGCCCGCGUUCAGGGAAGAAGAGUACGUGCGCGUCUGGGGCCGCCUCAAGAGCUUCUCCAACAAGCGCCACGUCGGCGCCCACGUCAUCAAGCCCGUCAAGGACUUCAACGAGGUCAACUACCACCUGCUGGAGGCCGUCUACGUGCACCUGUUCUUCACCAAGGGCGCGCCAGGCGGAGGUAGCGGCGGCGGCGGCGGCAACACUACAAAUGGUGGUGCGAAUAGUGUUGGUGGCGCUAGGGACGACAGCGACAGCAUGUUCGUCGACGGCGGCGACGACAACAGCAACGCCAGGAGCCUCGAGGCCAAGGUCCAGGGCUACUCGGCCAAGGCGCGCAAGAUGUUCGAAUAUCUCAACUGCGCGCCCAACAGCGGCGCCGAGGGCCACCACAUAAACAUGAUUGCGAGCGGGUCCGGCAUGUCGGUGGGGGACGUCAACGAGGCGGCCGACGAGCUGCUGGGCCACGGCACCAUCUACACGACGCUGGACGACGAGACGUUCGCCAUAUUGGACGGCUACUAG
Molecule: messenger RNA, 870 nt
Organism: Anthostomella pinea
Lineage: Eukaryota; Fungi; Ascomycota; Sordariomycetes; Xylariales; Xylariaceae
Source: the annotation of a GenBank genome assembly